This is a messenger RNA of Hemicordylus capensis (graceful crag lizard), 1726 nucleotides long. It is a transcript of the gene CWH43, whose product is annotated as cell wall biogenesis 43 C-terminal homolog. The transcript has 15 exons. Bases 1 to 1563 code for a protein of 520 amino acids. Gene Ontology annotation, biological process: GPI anchor biosynthetic process. Lineage: Eukaryota; Metazoa; Chordata; Lepidosauria; Squamata; Cordylidae. Gene Ontology annotation, cellular component: endoplasmic reticulum. The record is from RefSeq and is a predicted model, not a curated record.
AUGGUUUUCCUUUCCAAAGAAAUUCUACUGGAAACAUUACUGGGUUAUGUUUCCUGGUCUCUUUACCAUGCUCUCCCACCAAUGAUUUAUUAUUUUCCUUUACAAACAUUGGAACUCACUGGGUUAGAAGUUUUUUCUCUUGCUUUUCUCUCUCCAAUGUUAUUAAUAAUCAGUCCAUUUUGGAGGCUGGUCAACAAGAAGUACAUUUUAGCAUUGCUACGGUUGAUUAUGAUGGGAAGCAUCGCUUCAUACCAAGCUCCAAAUGCCUACCUUCGACUCUUGAUCUUGGCUUUGGGUGUUGCUUCAUCAUUGGUAGUUCAAACUGUAACGUGGUGGACUGGGAACAGUGUGCAAAGGAUUCAGUUGCUGUAUUCAUCAAUAUCUUCUCUCAAAAUAGUAAAACGUGUUCAGUGGUUUCAACCUGGUCCAGCCCACAAGGGCAAAGCCUCUCUGAAAAUGGAACUCCUUUAUAGCGACCUUCCAGUACUGCUGAAGAGAUUCAGAAGUUCAUCACACUCUGGACCUGCCUACCUAUUUUGUAACAGGAGGAUUGUAUUAACAAGUGUUAUCAUGCUGCUUAUUAUCAUAGAUAUUCUAGUUAGUUGCAGGAAUGAUCUUCACUGUCUGUUUGGGGUAAACAAUAAUAAUAAAGCCCUCUUCAAACAAAGUGAACAAUACAUCAAAUUAUUUUUGUGGCUGCUAGUUGGUAUUGGUUUACUGGGAUUAGGACUGCGAUAUAAAGUUUAUGAAAGAAAAUUAGGCCAUGGUCCUCCAAGGAAAGACUUCUCUGCCUUGAUCUGGCCAUUCAGGUUUGGCUAUGAUAAUGAAGGAUGGCCUAAUCUGGAAAGAUCAGCUAUUCUGCUUAAUCAAACAGGUGCGGACUUUAUUACUAUUGUGGAGAGUGAUGCCUCUAAGCCAUUCAUUGGAAACAAUGAUCCAACCAUGUGGCUAGGGGAAAAACUUGGUUUUUACACAGAUUUUGGCCCAAGUACACGGGAUCAUACUUGGGGGAUGAUGGUUCUAUCAAGGUACCCAGUUGUGAGAUCCAGGCAUCACCUUAUCCCCUCUCCUGAAGGAGAGAUAGCACCAGGCAUUUCCAUGACUGUUAACUUCACAGGAAAACUGGUGGAUUUUGUGGUUGCUCAUUUUGGAAAUGAGGAAGACGACUUAGACAGAAAGCUCCAAGCAAUAACUGUUUCCCAUCUAUUGAAAACCAGCUCCAAUCAGGUUGUUUUUCUAGGAUACAUCACUUCAGCUCCUGGUUCCAGAGAUUACUUGCAACUAAUUGAAAAUGGAAAUGUUCAGGAUAUUGACAGCACAGAUAAAGACAGAUGGUGCAGUUAUAUAAUGUAUCGUGGCUUGAUAAGGUUGGGCUAUGCUCGAAUUUCCCAUGGUCAUUUGAGCGAUUCAGAACUUCAAAUGGCGAAAUUUAGAAUCCCAGAUGAUACAGCUAAUUAUGUUGACAAUGACAAAAUCACCAUUGACCUCAGUGAAGUUCCAAAGGAAACACACUUUAGUGCCAGAGUAUUUCAAAGACAUCAUGGAUGUGGUUCUGAAAACUAGGACUGCAUGACUGGCUACCUCUCUUCCUUGCAUAUCUGUAAACAAAUGGAUACUACAAGACCACCACAAGUCCCCACUCUUUGGUGGCAGAGCUGUAAGAAGAACCUGUGUUCCAAGAACCCAUACACAGUGGCUCCCGGGGCCUCCGUGAAGGGCAACUGGU